UCCUCUCUCUCUCUUAAAUCUCAAGUCGUCCCUUGUUUCUUUCCUUGUUCCUCUCUUCCCUGCUCCUCCCUCGCUUUAAUUUCCUUCCUUCCCCCCCCUUCCAAACAGCAGCAGAAAGAACCCAAAGUGCCAAAAGAGGCAAAAGAAAUAAUGCUGAGUUUUGGUGGUGUAGAAGCUCCCACUGGGGACAGCCUUGACGGUCCAGAUCAUUCCAAAGACAUUUCUCGAGAUUUGCGUGACUUCCCAUCUUUAAUGUCUUCUUGUUAUCCUAUCACUCUGAAGGUACCACAAGUUUCAUUCAUUGAUGUGUGUUACAAGGUGAAGAUACAGCAGCAGACCAACAGUUCUCGAGGUCGAUGCAUUAAACGAAUGUUUAGCCAUGGAGGAUUAUCAGCAGCAACGUCUGAUCAAAGAUCAACGGGUCAGGUUCAAGAGAAAACGAUCUUGAACAACAUCACAGGCGUGGCUUCACCGGGAGAAAUUUUGGCUAUCCUUGGUCCUUCGGGCAGCGGCAAAUCAACCCUCCUCAAUGCCUUAGCCGGGAGGCUCCAACAGGGCCAUGGCUUCUCUGGAACUAUCCUUGCUAACAACAAGAAACCCACUAAACAAAUCGCGAAACGCACCGGAUUCGUCACUCAAGAUGAUGUUCUUUACCCUCACUUGACAGUUCGUGAAACCUUAGUGUUCUGCUCCCUUUUAAGGUUACCAAAAACAUUGACAACAAAGGAGAAGACUUCAAUAGCUGAAAUGGUUUUGUCGGAGUUGGGGUUAUCGAAAUGCGAAAACACAAUAAUUGGGAACAGCUUUAUACGGGGGAUUUCAGGUGGAGAACGAAAAAGAGUGAGUAUAGCUCAUGAAAUGCUUAUAAACCCUAGCUUGUUGAUUCUCGAUGAACCAACGUCGGGUUUGGACUCGACAGCGGCACACCGGUUAGUUUCAACUUUAGGGUCGUUGGCUCAGAAAGGGAAGACCAUAGUUACAUCCAUGCACCAACCUUCUAGCCGAGUUUAUCAGAUGUUUGACUCAGUGUUGGUUUUGAGUGAAGGAAAGAGCUUGUAUUUUGGAAAGGGAAGUGAAGCCAUGGCUUACUUCGAGUCAGUUGGAUUCUCCCCAUCUUUUCCCAUGAAUCCUGCAGAUUUCCUCCUUGAUCUCGCUAACGAUGUGUGUAAACUUGAUGGUGUAAGCGAGAGAGAGAGGCCGAACGUAAAGCAAACUCUUAUUGCUUCUUACAACGCCCUGUUGGCCCCAAAAGUAAAAGCUGCCUGCAUGGAGAUCACCAUUGUUUCAGCAAAAGAAACACGUUUGAUAGGAAGCCAUUCAUUUAAAGAACACAGGGAUAGCAACACAAUUGACCUCUGUACUUGGUUCCAUCAAUCUAGCAUUCUGCUUCAAAGAAGCCUGAAAGAAAGAAAGCAUGAAUCGUUCAACAUCCUCAGAGUCUUCCAAGUGAUCACUGCUGCAAUAUUAGCCGGUUUAAUGUGGUGGCACUCAGAUUAUAGUGACAUUCAAGACCGCCUAGGUCUCCUCUUCUUCAUUUCCAUCUUUUGGGGAGUGUUGCCAUCGUUUAAUGCAGUAUUUGCAUUCCCCCAAGAACGUGCAAUCUUCAUGAAAGAGCGUGCUUCUGGUAUGUACACUCUAUCUUCCUAUUUCAUGGCACGGAUAAUCGGAGACCUCCCCAUGGAGCUCAUUCUUCCCGUAGUUUUCCUUAUUGUGACAUACUGGAUGGCUGGAUUGAAACCUGAUUUGGUGGCCUUUCUUUUGACAUUGUUGGUUCUUCUUGGAUACGUGCUCGUCUCUCAAGGCCUUGGCCUUGCACUAGGCGCAGCGAUCAUGGAUGCCAAACAGGCUUCAACAAUAGUUACUGUCACCAUGCUAGCAUUUGUUCUAACAGGAGGGUAUUAUGUGCAUAAGGUGCCAUCAUGCAUGGCAUGGAUCAAAUAUAUUUCCACUACGUAUUACAGCUACAAGCUGUUCAUUAAUGUCCAAUACGGCGAAGGCAAGAAAAUUUCGUCCAUGUUGGGCUGCUCACACCAUGGAAGAAGCAACACUGUUAGCUGCAAGUUUAUCGAUCAAGAUAUUGCAGGGCAAAUUAGCCCUGAACUGAGUGUGGCCAUCUUGCUUCUGAUGUUUGUAGGAUACAGGUUGUUGGCUUAUCUUGCCUUAAGGCGCAUCAAAGGUUGAAGCUAAGCUUUGUGUUAGUUUAAACAGGUUUCUUGUUAUUCUUAUAGGCCCUAUAAUUGUAAUUCUUCAAACGUGGCGUACAAAGGGAUGGCCAAAAAGAAAGAUUUGUUCACGGUGUUGAGGGCGAAAUUGGAAUCAAAGUUAACUGUAACUAAAGAAGAAUCAAAAGUAAAAAUUUGCAUGCAAAGGUUUGCAGCCACAUUGUUUGAACUUUGCUCUCUACAUUAAUUCGAGCUCAAUGAUACAAUUUGUAAAGCAGUUCAUAUAAGCUUGAGGGAUAAAAUUUGCUUUCUUAGCCUCA
Molecule: messenger RNA, 2482 nt
Organism: Theobroma cacao (cacao)
Lineage: Eukaryota; Viridiplantae; Streptophyta; Magnoliopsida; Malvales; Malvaceae
Product: ABC transporter G family member 25-like
Biological process (GO): transmembrane transport
Cellular component (GO): plasma membrane
Molecular function (GO): ATP hydrolysis activity; ATP binding; ABC-type transporter activity
Source: RefSeq, a predicted model, not a curated record